CCAGUUACCUCUAUAAAUUCCCACCUUCAUUUCCUACAACAACUCAACACACACAUAUUCUCUCUCUUUUCUUAUUCCCCUCAGAGAUUAUCUCAACCAUUUAACUUUCUUGUUACCUCGUCUAAAAUAGACCAAAUAUGAACAGAAUAACAGCUAUGUUCUUCAUGUCUCUGUUUCUCUGCUGCAUGCUCACCCACUCUGCACGACAUGAACCAUCUUUUCAAAAGGAAUCUUUGGUAGUAACACAGCAUGAGGAUGUUGAGGCAGAUGAUACAAUUUGUGAAGGGAUUGAAGAGGAUGAAUGCUUGAUGAGGAGGACACUCAUUGCUCACACAGACUAUAUUUAUACACAGAAGCAUAACCCUUGAAACAAUCUUCACCCUUUUACUCGUUUAUAAAUUAGUAAUAUAGUAUUAUACAAAGCCUUUGUGUCGUUCUUUACUAUGAUAUUUUGUGUAAUAUAUUUGUACUAUGUCUUUGAUAGUGAGUUUAUUGUAACAUACCAUUACUAACCAAAUAUAAAUAGGUGGAGCUGUUUACUUGAAUCCAUUAAGUAUCAUAGCAGUAGUAUUAAUGAUAAUCCUCGUUUCUUAAAAUAAAAUAAUGACAGGUUAAUAAAGUGACAGAAAAAAAGUACUCUGAGCGUGAGUAUAUUUGACUUGUUGAGGCAACCAUAACUGGAUUUAAUGCAAGCUAUUACUCUUCUCUGAAUGCAAUAUUCAAUGUGUAAAACAACUUUUGCGGCUUAUUCAGAUGGAGAUAUUUGAUCAAAUUGGUUGAUG
Vicia villosa (hairy vetch) is the source of this 782-nucleotide messenger RNA. RefSeq names its product phytosulfokines 3-like. The record is from RefSeq and is a predicted model, not a curated record. NCBI's taxonomy places the organism in Eukaryota, Viridiplantae, Streptophyta, Magnoliopsida, Fabales, Fabaceae. Gene Ontology annotation, cellular component: extracellular region. The transcript has 2 exons. Gene Ontology annotation, biological process: cell population proliferation. Gene Ontology annotation, molecular function: growth factor activity. Bases 138 to 368 code for a protein of 76 amino acids.